UAUAUGUCUGAUCCUUUCCUUUAAUCUCAUCAUUCUCGUUAAUUCCUCAGAAUUGAGAUCGCCGGAGGAUAGUAACGACGGCGAAUCUACCUGAAUUUGGCUAGGGUUCCGGUGAAUUUCAUUUCAUUUCAUUCUAUCGUGUUUAGAACUACGCUGUUGACAUGGCGUCGGAGGACGUAGUCGGGAAGACGAGCGCUACGAUCGCUAAUAUCGCUGAAGAAGCAAAGAUUGCGAGUGAAGGUGUGAAGGCUCCGAGUCGUCAAACUUUACUUGGCAUCUGCAAAUCUCUCGUCGCCGGUGGCGUUGCCGGUGGAGUAUCACGUACUGCUGUUGCUCCUCUAGAACGCAUGAAAAUUCUUCUCCAGGUUCAAAAUCCACAUGCAAUCAAAUACAAUGGAACUAUCCAGGGACUCAAAUAUAUAUGGAGAACAGAGGGUUUGCGAGGAAUGUUUAAAGGCAAUGGUACCAACUGUGCUCGCAUUGUUCCAAACUCUGCUGUCAAGUUCUUUAGCUAUGAGGAGGCAUCCAAAGGAAUCCUGUGGCUCUAUCGGCAGCAACCUGGAAAUGAGGAUGCUGAACUCACCCCUCUCCUACGCCUUGGAGCUGGUGCUUGUGCUGGAAUAAUUGCCAUGUCAGCUACCUAUCCAAUGGACUUGGUUCGAGGGCGGCUUACUGUUCAGACUGAUAAAUCUCCUAGCCAGUAUAGAGGAAUUGCUCACGCUCUUAGAACGGUGCUCCGAGAAGAAGGUCCACGAGCAUUAUACAAAGGAUGGCUUCCUUCUGUGAUUGGUGUGGUACCAUAUGUGGGGUUAAAUUUUGCGGUAUAUGAAUCUUUAAAAGAUUGGUUGGUGAAAUCACGGCCAUUUGGAUUAGUCGAGGACACUGAGUUGAGUGUGACAACAAAACUUGCAUGUGGAGCUGCGGCCGGAACCAUUGGCCAAACGGUUGCUUAUCCGCUUGAUGUGAUACGCAGAAGAAUGCAAAUGGUUGGGUGGAAAGAUGCAGCUUCAAUUGUUACCGGGGGCGGCAAGUCGACAGUUGAAUACACGGGAAUGAUUGAUGCAUUCAGGAAAACUGUUCGCUAUGAGGGCGUUGGCGCUUUGUACAAGGGUUUGGUCCCUAACUCGGUGAAGGUGGUUCCAUCGAUAGCGAUUGCGUUUGUGACGUACGAGGUCGUUAAAGACGUACUGAAGGUAGAAAUGAGGAUAUCCGAUUAAACAAAGCAUCGUAUUUUAUUGAACGUUGGUAUUAUUAGUUUGCGUGCAAAAGGAGGGGGGGGGGGGUUAAAAUUUUUGUUCUCGUAUCUCUUCCAUUUAUCGUUGCUUUAUGAUAAACGAAGAGAUUUAUAGAACUAGGCCAUGUUGAUAUAGUCGACGCGUAUCCUAUACACACCUAGAGCACGCUAUAGUUCGGGUUUUAAGUUGUUUGUGUACCAACAUCACAUAAUAAGGAUAGGCUCGGAGAGUCGAGGCUCUUGGUUUCUCAACCGAGAAGUGAAAUUAUUAUUUGAUCAGUAUUCUUAUUAUUAACAGAUAUAAUAGAGAGUUUUAUGGUGGUUA
Messenger RNA from Cynara cardunculus var. scolymus (artichoke), 1559 nucleotides. Its product is annotated as mitochondrial adenine nucleotide transporter ADNT1-like. The transcript is spliced from 8 exons. Bases 162 to 1217 code for a protein of 351 amino acids. Lineage: Eukaryota; Viridiplantae; Streptophyta; Magnoliopsida; Asterales; Asteraceae. The record is from RefSeq and is a predicted model, not a curated record. Gene Ontology annotation, biological process: transmembrane transport.